GUGCCCGUUGGAGGUCACAAAGGUUCAGAAAAGAGAGUGAGGGUUGGAAAGAAAGAAUCUCAGAAGAGCUAUCAACACUUAAUUUUUAACUGAAUGUGGGGGAUUGCAUUUCACGCUUUGCACUUGGAGCUUGUCGGGUUCUGUAUUAAGCAGAAAGUUUGAUCUUCAGAUGUUUGCUAGGGAUUACAAUUCGGGCAUAACCUUGCUUUUGACUUUGUUGGUAUUGAUGCAAGUGUUCACUUUUGAAUUUGUGCUUUAUAAUAUCUAAAGUUUCAUAGUCUAGUCAUAUACCUCAUGUUGCAUUUAGCAAGUAGAAAGGUUGGGAGUGGACUCUUAAGUAGAAUUAGAGCAAACGUUUUUGAGAAUGUCAUAUGUAGAAAGAUUAGCACUUCUUCACGUAAACAGGCUGUUAUGCCAGCCUGGGUGAUUGAUAGAUAUGGGAAUAAUAGUAUGUUGCGCUUUACAAAAAAUUCUAUGUUUCCAAUUAUAUACUACCCCAAUGAAGUUAUGAUAAAAGUUCAUGCUUCCAGCUUAAAUCCUAUUGACAUCUCCAUGAGAAAUGGUUACGGUGCUGCUGCACUCAAAAUGAAACGUGACCCACUGCACAUAAAAGCUGCUGGGAGCGAAUUUCCUCUUAUCCUGGGCCGGGAUGUCUCGGGUGUUGUCAUGGAAACUGGACUGGAUGUGUCUUAUUUCAAACCUGGAGAUGAGGUCUGGGCGGCUGUGCCACCCUGGAAACAGGGAACGUUGGCAGAAUUUGUUGUGGCAAGUGCAAAUGAGGUGGCCCACAAGCCUAAAGCUCUCAGUCACAGCCAAGCUGCGGCCUUGCCUUAUGUGGCUCUGACUACGUGGUCAGCCCUAGUGAACAAUGGAGGACUGAAAAAAGACAACUGCAAAGGAAAACGGGUUCUGAUCUUCGGGGGUUCCGGAGGAAUUGGCACCUUUGCUAUUCAGCUUUUGAAAGCCUGGGGAGCCCAUGUGACCACGACCUGUUCCGAGAAUGCUUUCUCAUUCUUAAAAGAUUUGGGUGUGGAUCACGUCAUCAAUUAUAAAGCUCAGAGCUUGGAGAAACAGCUUAAGGAUCUGGAAACGUUUGACUUUAUCUUGGAUAAUGUGGGUGGACAGACUGAAGGCUGGGCCUUGAGCUUGCUGAAACCAUGGUCGGGAGCAACAUUCAUUACGUUAGUGACACCGUUCAUGAUCAACACUGAUAGACUUGGAAUUGCUAAUGGAAUAGCUAAGUCAGGGAUCACCUUGGGCAGCAAAAUCCUAAAGCAUUUGAGCCAGGGCAUUCACUAUCGCUGGGCCAUAUUUACCCCAAGUGGUCCAACGCUGGAUAAAGUAACGGAACUUGUGGAUGAAGGAAAGAUUCGACCAGUUGUUGAGCAGGUUUUCUCAUUCUCGGAAGUUCCCAAGGCUUUCCUGAAAAUGGAAGGUGGUCACGCACGAGGAAAGACCGUAAUCGACAGGAGUAAAGAAUGUUUAUAGGAGGAGUUAAAGAUCUGUACAAACCAGUUUUUGAUAUUAUAUCUAUUUAAUUCUACUUUGAAUAGUUGCAAUAAACAUUGUCUCCAGCAAA
This is a messenger RNA of Carcharodon carcharias (great white shark), 1579 nucleotides long. RefSeq names its product reticulon 4 interacting protein 1 (gene rtn4ip1). The record is from RefSeq and is a predicted model, not a curated record. The coding region runs from base 295 to 1488 and encodes 397 amino acids. Gene Ontology annotation, cellular component: mitochondrion. Gene Ontology annotation, molecular function: zinc ion binding; oxidoreductase activity. The transcript has 9 exons. Lineage: Eukaryota; Metazoa; Chordata; Chondrichthyes; Lamniformes; Lamnidae.